Molecule: messenger RNA, 417 nt
Organism: Darwinula stevensoni
Lineage: Eukaryota; Metazoa; Arthropoda; Ostracoda; Podocopida; Darwinulidae
Source: the annotation of a GenBank genome assembly
AUGACGAACAGCCACUUGUACAUAAUGCUUGAGAGGUCCCCUAAUAUGGGAAUUAUCCUUGGUGACAGUGCUUACCCAGCCCGUCCAUACUUGAUGACACCUCUCUCAAAUCCUCAAACACAACAGGAGUUUCACUGCAACAGUGCUCAUUCAUCGACAAGGAUUGUCAUAGAGAGGGCUUUCGGACAGUGGAAAAGGCGAUUUCACUGUCUGCAUUCAGAGCUCAGAAUGGAGCCACGGCGUGUCUGCACUGUGGUAAACGCCUGUGCUGUCCUCCACAACUUGUGCAAAUCCCAACACCUAGCAGACUUCCAAGACAUUCUUCCAGAUGAUUCAGAACCUCCCAGCGACCCUCCAAUAGCUAACACCAGGGGGACUUCGGAUAUCAGAAGCUUCUUUAUUCAGCAGUAUUUCUGA